Pisolithus orientalis is the source of this 1412-nucleotide messenger RNA. Its product is annotated as pyridoxal phosphate-dependent transferase. Gene Ontology annotation, cellular component: cytoplasm. The transcript has 3 exons. Gene Ontology annotation, biological process: L-serine biosynthetic process. The record is from RefSeq and is a predicted model, not a curated record. Gene Ontology annotation, molecular function: pyridoxal phosphate binding; O-phospho-L-serine:2-oxoglutarate transaminase activity. The coding region runs from base 72 to 1310 and encodes 412 amino acids. NCBI's taxonomy places the organism in Eukaryota, Fungi, Basidiomycota, Agaricomycetes, Boletales, Pisolithaceae.
CGGAAUAAACGGACUUAGCCUACUGACUUAAGACCAGGUGUGUAACGUCCUCUUUAUUCUUAUCGCAGACGAUGCCCGCACGCGCUCUCAAUUUUGGUGCAGGUCCUUCGGCGUUGCCGGAAUCCGUGCUAAAGCAGGCUGGCGAGGGCCUCCUGAACUUUCAGGACACAGGCAUUGGCAUCGCAGAGAUCUCGCACCGUUCGAAGGAGUUCAAGACUUAUCUCCAAGGUGUCGAGUCCGACAUCAGGAAGCUACUCAAGGUCCCAAACAGUCAUGCGAUCCUCUUCACUCAGGGAGGAGGAUCAGCACAGUUCUCUGCUGUCGUAUUGAAUAUGCUAGCUAGACAUCAUGAACGGUACCCCGUACUCGAACCGGAGCAGCGAGUGAUGGACUACGUAAUCACAGGAUCGUGGAGCGACAAAGCAACCAAGGAGGCAAGAAGGCUCGGGGGUGGCACAGUCAAUGUCGUCGCCGAUUCCAGAAAGUUCUCUGCUCAAGGGAAAUUCGACAACAUACCCAGUCACAAAAAUGAUGCCUACAAGUUCUCGAAGAACCCCGUCCUCAUUUACUACUGUGCCAACGAAACUGUCGAUGGGGUCGAGUUUGCCCGCGAGGAAGGCAAUGAGACUUCGUUCCCCUUCCACCUCCUUCCUGAGGAUUCCCCUCUGGUCGGGGACUACUCCUCCUCCUUCAUGUCACACCCUAUUCCUCGUUUACAAAACCACGCGAUUAUCUAUGCUGGGGUCCAGAAGAACCUCGGUCCAGCAGGAUUGACGGUGCUCAUCGUCAGAAAGGACUGCAUCGUUGAUGUCGACAAAGCCGCCCAGAACGGUGCUAUACCCAUUCCAUUAUGCACUGCAUAUCGGACACUAGCCGACCACCAAAGCCUGUAUAACACGCCCCCCGUAUUGUCGAUCUAUAUCAGUGGACUCGUUCUUAGGCAAAUGAUGUUGGAGUUUGGGGAAGACGCAAUGGAGAAGUACGCCGCGCUUUCGGCAAGCAAGUCUGCCAAGGUAUACGAUGCACUAAAGAGAGGAGAACAGAAGGGUGUCUUCAAAAGCAAAGUUAGGGAUGACUCUGGCAGUCAGAUGAACGUCGUUUUCGACGUCGUUGGUGAGGGCAAAUUAGACCAGUUUAUUGCUGGUACCGAGGCACGGAAUAUGAAAGGGCUGCGUGGGCAUCGAUCUGUCGGAGGUAGGUCAACCCUGUGUUUCCAUCCUACUUGGUGGGCUAACGCGUUGGCAGGUGUUCGAACACUGGUGGAUUAUAUGAUUGAGUUUGUCGAAGCGGAGAGCGCCGUGGCACAAUAGAUGUAAUAUUUGUCCCUUGCACUUGAGAGCAGAAUGUAUGGGGAACCCAUGAAGUCUAUAUGUGGGACAGGUUUGCUCAGGAGUUUCAAGUCACUUUGCCGG